AUGUCGUCAAAGCAGGAAAGAUCCGACAAUAUCCAUAUUGAGCAGGCGGCCCCUUUGCAGAAUCCUCUUCACGACGAUAUCGAGGAAGCAAAGGCGAUUUCGAUCUACGAGGAAAAUGCGGUCGGAUACAGGGAAUAUCGAGAAGGAUUGCACCUUGAGUUCACUGCAAAGGAGGAAACCAAAACCAGAUGGAAGAUUGAUUUCGUUGUACUCCCUAUCUUCCUCGUCACACAAGCGUUGCAGUUCAUGGACAAGACGGCCUUGAAUUAUGCGAACCUACUCGGAUACCAGGAGACCCUGAACUUGAAAGGUCAACAGUUUAAUUACCUUUCAGCAAUGGUGUAUGCUGGCUACUUCUUUGGUCAAUACCCAUGUGGAUGGCUCGUUGGAAGAUUCCCUGCUCAACGUGUAUUGGGAGUGAGUUGCAUGAUGUGGGGUUUGAUGGUUAUUAUCAUGACCCAAUGCCAUACAUUCCCCAGUGCUUUGGGUGUUCGUUUCAUAAUGGGUAUCUUUGAAGCCGCUGUCACACCUGGCUUGACCCUCAUGACCGGAUUCUGGUAUACACGACAGGAAAUCCCUCUUCGCCAGUCACGCUGGGAGCUGUUGUUCUAUAUUCUCGGAGGCGCCACUUGUCUCUGGGCGUUUGUGAUCUUCUUCGUUCUGCCUGAUUCGCCUUCAAGUGCCUUCUUCUUGACCAAAUCUGAGCGCAUCAUUGCGGUCAAGCGUGUCGCCGGUAACGAAACUGGUAUCAAAAACAAGGCAUUUGACACGAAGCAGGGAAUGGUCGCGUUUAAGGAUCCAAAGGCCAUCCUACUCUUUAUCUCCGUGUUUGCUGCUGCCAUUCCCAACGGUGUUGUCAACUCUUUCUCGACGAUCAUUAUCAAGGACAUGGGCUUCUCCCAAACGAUGACUACAGAGUUGAAAUCCGUUGGUGAUGCAGUUGUUAUCGUUGCGUUGAUUAUCGGUGGCACUAUCACAUUGAACGUACCCAAUUCCCGACUGCUCACCUCGACUGCUGCCAAUAUCCUUUGCACCGUUGCUGCCGCCUGUAUGGCUUAUCUUCCCAGAGAGCAGAAAUGGCAGAGACUGGUUUGCUUUUGGCUGGUAAAUGCGCAAUCUGUCGGCUUCACGGUCUCAUUGGUGACCAUUUCCUCCAAUAUGGCUGGUUAUACCCACCGGGCUAUGGCUAACGCUCUCGUGUUUACUGCCUAUUGCUGGGGUAACUUUGCGGGGCCCUUUGUGGUGAAGCCAUCGCAGGCCCCUCGCUACGAGGGCGCCACGAUUGGUCUGCUAGUAGGCUACGCAAUCAAGGCAGCAUGCCAUCUUCUAUUGCUUGGCUACAUGUUUAUCGUCAAUCGCCGUCGUGACUCACGCUACGGUCCGGCUGACAAGGCUAGAAGUAAUGAAGCCGGGAUGCAGGACCGGACUGAAUUUGAGAACAAAGAUUUCAGAUACGUGCUCUAG
Molecule: messenger RNA, 1464 nt
Organism: Penicillium waksmanii
Lineage: Eukaryota; Fungi; Ascomycota; Eurotiomycetes; Eurotiales; Aspergillaceae
Product: Major facilitator superfamily domain general substrate transporter
Exons: 7
Coding region: 1-1464 (487 amino acids)
Biological process (GO): tripeptide transport; dipeptide transport; allantoate transport
Cellular component (GO): plasma membrane
Molecular function (GO): dipeptide transmembrane transporter activity; allantoate transmembrane transporter activity
Source: RefSeq, a predicted model, not a curated record